Messenger RNA from Polistes dominula (European paper wasp), 939 nucleotides. RefSeq names its product elongator complex protein 6-like. Gene Ontology annotation, cellular component: elongator holoenzyme complex. NCBI's taxonomy places the organism in Eukaryota, Metazoa, Arthropoda, Insecta, Hymenoptera, Vespidae. The record is from RefSeq and is a predicted model, not a curated record. Gene Ontology annotation, biological process: tRNA wobble uridine modification.
AAGAUAUCAUUGAAAGAAAUAUUAAUUGUGAAGCACUAUUUUCAUAAAAAUAUUAAUUAUAUAAUUUAUUACAACAUGGUAACUUCAAUGGGAUCUAUAUGCAGCACUCUUGGUAUCGAUAGAGUGGACAUGCUUGGAAGAAUAAUUUUAAUUGAAGAGCAACAUGGCUGUGAUGCUAAUUUCUUAACAAAUGCAGUUAUUUCUAAUGCAUUGGAAAAAGACUAUGGAAUUUGUUUUGUACUUUUUCAUAAUACAUUUAAUCAUUAUCACAACGUGGGUAUGAGAAGUGGUUAUAAUUUAAUGACGUUAAAGGAAAAGGGUAAAGUAACUUUUGUUGAACCCAUGAAAGAAUUAAUGCAUAAUGUAAAUGAGAUAUGCAUGGAUACUGACAUUAUGGAUGUUGGUAAUAGAAUUCUCUCUGAUUUAAAUAAUACAGAUAAAACUGUGGUUGAUAACAUGUUUAAACUUUUAAAAAAUAGCUAUAAGGAAAUGACAAGUCAAAAUGAAAAAGUUUUAAUAAUUAUAGAAGAUAUUUCUCAUUUGUCCGAUUUAGGAUUAAGUUUUAGAGACUCUAUGCACUACGUAAAGUGUAUAAGAUCACUUAUGGAAUCUUAUCCAAUGACACAGUUGUGUAUUACAGUACAUACAUAUCAAAAUAAUGUACAAAGUUCUAUUCCCGAUUUUAUUAGUAAUAAUUUGAAAUAUAUAGCAGAUCUUGUUCUAAUAGCAGAACCAUUAACAACUGGUCAUUCGAGUGAUGCUUCUGGGAAAGUAACAGUUAAUUGGAACAUAGAUUCUGUAAGAAUAGAAUAUCAUUGGACAGAAAAAAUGAUAUAUUUAUAUAAAUUACUAGAUUGGCAUGUAAAAAUAUUUGCUCCCGGUGCAACAACAAUAUCUGUAACAUAAAAGAUUUUUUAAUAAAAAUAUUCAUGAGUAAAA